Molecule: messenger RNA, 3345 nt
Organism: Labrus bergylta (ballan wrasse)
Lineage: Eukaryota; Metazoa; Chordata; Actinopteri; Labriformes; Labridae
Product: collectin-12
Biological process (GO): extracellular matrix organization
Molecular function (GO): extracellular matrix structural constituent conferring tensile strength
Source: RefSeq, a predicted model, not a curated record
UGAACUCCUUCCUCCUGGCAGCGCAGCUCAUCGGGACGAGGCUGAACAUCACAUCAACUCCUGCAAACUAAAACUUAUCUGAGGAGAAGCGAGAAGACAGGACAGAGACGAUGGGAUUUUAAACUUCAGAUUCAACAUGAAGACACACUUUUAAAUGUUAUCAUUUCAUCUGAAGGUGUCGUUUACGGUGGAGCAACUUUACUCCUUCUCGCGCUGGAUGUUGAGAUGCGCAGCAAGUGACAGCAGCCCUCAUCUCUUCUAGUACUGUCCUCAACGAGUUAUAAAACGCCAUGAAAGACGACUUUGCAGACGAGGAGGAAGUACAGUCUUUUGGAUACAAGAGGUUCGGGAUCCAGGAGGCCACCCAGUGCACCAAGUGUAAGAAUGAAUGGGCGCUGAAGACCUCCAUAGCUCUGCUUUACGUGCUGUGUACUCUCCUCACCAUCGCUGUCGCCGUGCUCGGAUAUAAAGUUGUACAAAAAGUCGACAGUGUGUCCGAAGGUAUUGCAAACUAUGGAGGAAAGAUAAUUGCUGUUGAGACUGACUUGAAAAAGCUGGAUGAUCAAGCCGGGGAGAAGUCAGAGAAUACCACCACCGAGAUCCAGGCUUUCAAGAACAACAUCUGGAGUCUCCAGAGGCAGCUGUCUGCGGUGGAAGAACGCAUCCACAGCGAUCAAGUUAAGCUGAGUCAGCUGCAGAACAUUGACUCAGACAUCCAGAACGGCCAGGGCUCCAUUCAGGGACUGCUGGAAAGCAACACAGCCACCUUGCACUCCGUAAAUGGCACCCUGCAGUCUUAUGGCAACAUCAUUGAGGGUCUGCAGGAUGACACAGUCAGGAUGCAAAGAGAACUCCAGCAGCAGGUGAAACUUCAGGACCAGACCCUUCUAAGCAUCAGCAGUCUAAACUUCACGCAAGCCCAGCAGAGAGUCCUCAUCGCUGUUCUGCAGCGCUCAGUGGACGGCACCAGUCAGGCUAUCCAGAAAAUGCGCAAUGACUUUCAGAGCAUCGAGCAGACGGCCAGACAAGCUCGAGCUGAUGCUGACUGGCUGCGCAGUAAAGUGGAAAACCUGCAGGUUAUGGCCAGCAAUGUCUCGGCACUCGCAAAGGCCAAUAACGACAGCCUGGAUGAGGUUGGUUCACAGCUCGCUGUUAUGACCAACCAGCUGCAGAACACCAGCAGCCUGGCUGAUGCUCAAGACCAGACCUUGAGGGAGAUUUUAGACCAGCAGAGGGACUUCAGGAACAUCACAUCCACCAAGUUUGACCGGCUGGAGGUACGGCUGGACGAGACUGAGCAGAGUAUGGAUCGAGUGACUGGCAACAUCAGUUUCACCACGCAGCUCCUGGGUGCCAUCAACCUCAACCUGAACGGGCUACGCACUUGUUCCGAGACCGUGGGCCGUCACUCAGACAUCCUGCUGAACCUCAACAACAGCAUGACAGAUGCCAGGGCAGACGCAGCCGGUCUGAGGACCCAGCAGGAAGAGCUGGCAGCACGUUUGGACAAGGAGGUCACCAACCUCUCUAUUGUCAUGGAGGAGAUGAAGCUGGUGGACAACAAACACUCACAACUUAUAACCAACUUCACCAUUUUACAGGGUCCCCCUGGACCCAGAGGUCCAAGAGGGGACAAAGGACCUCAGGGGUCAUCUGGUCAGCUUGGGCAAAAAGGAGAAAAAGGAGAAAAGGGUUCUCCUGGGAUACGAGGACCCCGAGGAGAGCAGGGUGUCCCGGGACCUCCAGGUCUACCAGGGCUGAAAGGCCUUCCGGGCCUACCUGGAAGCCCUGGUUUAAAGGGCUCACGGGGGUCAGGAGGGAGGGCCGGACCUCCAGGAACUAAAGGAGAGCCAGGUACCGCCGGUCUGCCUGGAAGAGACGGACAAUCAGGUCCUCAGGGGUUACAGGGCCCACCAGGUAUCAGAGGCUCUAUGGGACCUGCUGGGGAGCAGGGACCAAGGGGACUGCCAGGACCAGUGGGGCCUCCUGGGCCAGCAGGACCACCAGGACAACCAGGAAUCCCAAUUCAGGUUCCUUUAGUACCAUUGGGACCUGUGUCUCUGCAGGACGAGGCAGUAGCUCCGACGUUAUGGGCCCCAGGCUGCCCCACUGAUUGGGUAAACUACAGAGACAAAUGCUACUUUUUCUCCAAAGACCUGCACAGUUUUGAUGAUGCAAAGGCAACUUGUGAAUCAACAGCUGCAUCGUUGUUGAUCAUAAACGAUAUAGAGGAACAGAAAUGGCUGAAGAAGCAAACGUUUGGAAAAGGUUAUUUCUGGAUGGGUUUGACCGACAGGGACGAGGAGAACGCUUGGCGCUGGCUGGACGGGACUGAACCUGUUUUCACAAAGUGGAAACCUGGUCAGCCUGACAACUGGGGCCACGGUCAUGAGCUGGGAGAAGACUGUGCAGGGCUCAUCCAUGAAGGGUUAUGGAACGAUUUCUUCUGUGAAGAUCUCAUAAGCUACAUCUGUGAGAAGGACAUGGAGACCUCAAGAUCGCCUGGAUCGUAGCGACGUCUUGAAAGGGAGCUUGCAGUGAGCAGCUAGACUUCCCCCAUGUGGCACUGGUCCACUGACACAGCACAUGGAGAGUCCAUACGGAGAGAGAGAAAGGGACAAUCCUGAAACGAGCCCAGGGCUGCAGCAGACAUCUCGCCAAUGCUAAAGAGAUGCCUUUCUCCUCCAAAGUGGACCAAGUUUGACUUUACCAGCAAGUGCAAUACAACAGGGCAAGCAGAGAAGGACGUCUUAAAGUACCAAAUCAUCGAUUUAUAUAAAUCUGAAUAUCUUUAUGGUUAUUUGAAGAACAUUUAUAUUUCUGUAUUCCAUGUUCAACUGAAUAUCUGAAUGUAUAUUUCAUUAUGCAAGUUAUUCAAGCUAUGAAGCCAAGUGGACUUGCCUUAGUGCUUCAAUAAAAAUGUGUCUUAAAACGGAGAGGUGUAAAUCGAUGCGCUAAACGCAUACUGUCACUGAUGUGCUAUCUUUGAUGAGGAACCCAUUAUGUAACCUCAUGAAUGUCUAUAUGGCAUUUCCAUGUAUACCUUUAGAAACAUAUUAUUUACACUUACAUGCAGAAGACUGUCACAACCAUCUUGACUUCUAGUUCAAGACUGCACAAUGACAGUUCAAUACUCCCUGUAUGAUGCAGUAUUAAGGGAUUAUUAAGAUUAAUUUCUCACUCUUAUAGAUGUUGGUAUGUUUUAUAUAAAUCUUUGGAUCCUACCUACAAAUAUUAAAUGUGCCAGUUUCAGCUCUCAGGUACUGUUUCCUGUGAAGAACAAACACUUUAGUUUAAAAAACAUUUCAAGAGGUGAAGGAAACACAAAUAAAUCUGUAAAACCUG